Molecule: messenger RNA, 2633 nt
Organism: Physella acuta
Lineage: Eukaryota; Metazoa; Mollusca; Gastropoda; Physidae
Product: zinc finger protein with KRAB and SCAN domains 5-like
Source: RefSeq, a predicted model, not a curated record
UUUUUAAAGUAGUUUAUAUUAAAAUUAAAUAUUAGACUAAUAAUUAUUAGUUUAUUUUAGACCUAGCCAGUUAUGAAGUUUUAGAUCUAGAUCUAUAUUUAAUAUUAACGUUUAACUCCUCAGUUGUGUGUAUUAAUUAUUUAAAUGGCUGCCAAAAAAAGCCCAAUAAAGGACCACAACUUACAAAUAGCUGCCACACCUGAUAAGUUAUCCUGUCCAGAAAAUAGCUCUAUUUCAAGCAGUUCAUCUCAGAAUAAACCAAUUAUUCUUCAGCUAAACACCAACAAUUUUUCAGCUUCACAAAAACUAAAAAGUUUGCUGCCAAAAAGUCUGUUGCAUCAAGCUUUAAGACAAGAGCCUGAGAUCAAAUCAUAUCCUGUUAGCCAGGAGACAGAACUUCAGCCUGGAGCUUUUGGUACUAAUAUAAGUGGUUUUACAACUAGUGAUGCUGCUAUUCAUUCUCAGUCUGGUGAUGCUGAAAACAAAGAUAACUUGAAUGCAGCUUCUAUUGAUUUUGGUUACUCAGUAACUACCCUUGAAGCCAUCGAAUCAAUCCUUCGCCAACUAAAUUCAAAUAUUUCACCCAGUAAUAUAUUAGAAACCAAUGCUGAUAAACAGCAACAACCAGAAUUUGAGCAAAGUGUUGAAAAAUGUGGUUCAUUUGGGGAAGAAUCUCUUCAUAAUGAGCAUGAUUCCAUUGAAACCCAUCCACCCACUACAAAUAAUCCAGUUGCAACCAAUCAUGAAAUUAAUCCAGAAGGUAGUGCACCACCAGUUUCUCAUGAUUCUUCUGAAGACCAGGAUAAAGAUCAAAAUGUUGUGAAAAAAACUAUGGUUGAAGCUUUUGUUAAGAUGGUAGUUUGCAGAAAAGUAACAGUUCAAAAAGUACAUGCAAAAACUGGUGAAAUUCUGGAAACUAAAGUGAAGACAGAAGAGGAAGAACCGGUUAUUCUAGGAGUAGACUGUGUGGAAACUACAGAAGACUUAAUGUCAGCUCCAAUAUCUGAAUUUUCUUUAGACAAUGCUGCUGACAUUGCAGCUUCUAAAUGGGGGGCAUCAUUAGAUGGUGGGCUAAAGUUUUUAAGUGCUGUUUCAGAAAGUAGACAGAAGAUAGGGAAAAGUGUAUUGAAAGAGAGAAUUAUAAAAUCAACAAAGUCUAUGGAAUUGGGUGGCCAAAAAGAACCUCACCUUUUAAAAUCUGAUGCUUCACAUGUAAAAGAAGAUACUGGCAUGAUAAAAACUGAACAACUUACAGACAGUGAAAAUGAUGAUUGGAAUGAAGAGUUGAAUGAUGACAGUGAAGAUUAUGUCCCCAAUUCACACCAAAUUAGUGCAGCUAAAUCAAGCUCAAAAAAUAUUGGUCUUCAUCUCAGUCAAAUCAACCCUAAUAAUAAGAAAAAUGUGGAAAAUGAUGACUCAGUCAUUCUGAUGCAUAAAAAAAGAGGCAGAAAAAGAAAAUGGGGCAAUGCAUUAGGUAUGGCUUCAAACCUUAGGAAUUGUGUAUUUUGUAAUAAAAGAUUCAGCAGCAUUAACUCUUGUGCAGAACAUAUGAAAAAUGGAAAGUGUAUUUCUUCCCUGUAUUGUUUUAUUUGUUCAAAGACAUAUAACAGUGAAGAAGAACUAGAAAAGCACCUCUCCACUCAUGGGAAUGAACCAAAGUCUAAAGCUUUUGAUUGUAGUGAUUGUUUUCGAUCAUACAGAACUAGGGCUGGCUAUGAAAAGCAUUUUAGAAUGGGAACCUGUGUAAAAAAAGAUGAAUUGGAAGAAGCAUUUUUGGGUCCCAUACAGUGUGAGCUUUGUCCAUCACGAUUUAGCACUCAGGGCUACUUGAGGCUUCAUAGAUACAAAGUGCAUGAGAAUCCUAAAGACACACACACAUGUCUGGACUGUGGAAAGAAAUUUUACAGUUCGCUUGGAUUUUACAAGCAUAAAAAUGGCCGUCCAUGUACUGAACCUUUAAAAUGUUGGGUGUGUGGGAAAACUUAUGCCAGCAAAGCAAAAGAGAGUUUUAAGAUUCAUAUGAAGCAUCAUAAAUCUGAAGUGGGUGGUAUAACAUUCCACUGCGAUGAGUGUGGCCGUGGGUAUAUGACACAGAUGGCUCUGGCAAAACACAAGAUAUCCCAUACAGGAGUCAAACCAUACAAGUGUGAUAUUUGCGGGAAAACUUUUUCCAUGCGGUAUAUGGUUAAAGACCAUGCUCGUAUGCACACGGGGGAACGACCAUAUUUAUGCAGUUUAUGUGGUAGUGCUUUUAGCAAUAAAGGUCAUUUAGGAAGACAUUUAAGAUCACAUGAAAAUGGAACUUUGUUGAAAAGAGGUAGACCGAAAAAGAUAAAAGAGCCAGACAAUAGUGUUCAGGACACUGAAUUAAAGAUCAUCGACUUGGGUCAAACUCUACAAAACUUUGAUGGGCAAUCAAUACAAGUUGUUAAUGGACAACUGUUUGAGGCACAGACUCCCGGAGCACCAAUGAUAAUUCAAGCUAACAAUAAUACAAUAAUAAUUGCGGAAAGUUGGCCAACCUCUAAUUCUUCUUCUUCAUCAGUCACGCUUCCUACAUCUCAUGAUAUCACUCAUGUAAGUUAAAAGUAAAUAAAAGCAAAUGACUGGAAAUUAAAAGCUUUUGUUAAUUA